Molecule: messenger RNA, 750 nt
Organism: Radiomyces spectabilis
Lineage: Eukaryota; Fungi; Mucoromycota; Mucoromycetes; Mucorales; Radiomycetaceae
Product: Sybindin-like family-domain-containing protein
Exons: 2
Coding region: 1-750 (249 amino acids)
Biological process (GO): endoplasmic reticulum to Golgi vesicle-mediated transport
Cellular component (GO): TRAPP complex
Source: RefSeq, a predicted model, not a curated record
AUGACCAUUUACAACCUAUAUAUCUUUGACCGACAUUGCCAGUGUAUCUAUUAUCAGAAAUGGGCUCAUCAAGCCAAAACAGCUUCUGGAAGCACCAAUAACAGUGCGAGUCACGCUUCCUCCAGUCGCUUAGGGCCCAACGCUUCAUCUUCGAGAUUUUCCACAUCCCCGUCAUCAUCUUCUGCAGGCCACAGCACGCCCAACUCUUCUACGUUGACGAAAAGUGGCGAUCGUGUCGCUUCCAAUACGAACAUGACCUAUCAGAGUGGGCUUGCGGCCGGCAGUGUCAUUUCCAUAGAAGAGGAAGCCAAACUGGUCUAUGGUGUGAUUUUGUCUCUGCGAAAUUUCGUCCGAAAACUAAGUGGAAGUCAAGACGGGUUCAUUUCGUACAAAACAUCAACGUAUCGAUUGCAUUACUAUGAAACGCCGACAGGAUUGAAAUUUGUAAUGAACUCGGAUCCUAAUACGGAAUCCUUAAGGCUGGUGCUCAAACAGAUUUACGUCCAGCUUUAUGUGGAAUUCGUGGUGAAAAAUGGAAUGAUGCGGUUCGACGAUACACGAUGGGAGAUCAGUCAAGGGUUCCUGCACAACCUGGAUGAAGACCACAACGAAGCGACCUUGACCAACCCCGCCCAAACCACACUUACCAGCGGCAACACCACCCAACCGCCGGCACCAGGCAAUAUCUCCAACGAGCUUUUCCGCAUUGCUGUGGACCGAUUCAUUAGAACAUUAUCUGUAUUCGAGUAA